Dovyalis caffra is the source of this 333-nucleotide messenger RNA. The record is from the annotation of a GenBank genome assembly. NCBI's taxonomy places the organism in Eukaryota, Viridiplantae, Streptophyta, Magnoliopsida, Malpighiales, Salicaceae.
AUGGAGUCAAUUUUGGCCUGCGUCCCCAAUUUUGGCUCGGAGCUACAUUACCGAACAAGAGUUUGGCCCCAGGUAGAAUACUGGUCACCGAACUUGUGCGGAAUGUUGUUGUGGAAUCAUAUGGCCGAGACCUUUCAUAUAGCUAGCAAUUGCAGAGAUGUAAAGGUCUUGGAUUUAGUCGAUUCCGUCGUGAUGGAAAAUGAUUAUAAAGAGAGAAGAUACCGGCAUGUGUUGUCUAGCAAUUUGCAAGAAACAUCCAAAAUUGGACGUGACCAACACGUCUCCCAUUUACUCCGUCCAGACAUUCGUAUUCUCCGUUUAUUAGUGAAGUAG